Messenger RNA from Gilbertella persicaria, 1689 nucleotides. RefSeq lists its product as uncharacterized. Gene Ontology annotation, molecular function: translation initiation factor binding; guanyl-nucleotide exchange factor activity; translation initiation factor activity. Gene Ontology annotation, cellular component: eukaryotic translation initiation factor 2B complex. The coding region runs from base 55 to 1653 and encodes 532 amino acids. The transcript is spliced from 2 exons. The record is from RefSeq and is a predicted model, not a curated record. NCBI's taxonomy places the organism in Eukaryota, Fungi, Mucoromycota, Mucoromycetes, Mucorales, Choanephoraceae.
UUUUUUUUUUCUUUGAAAUAACUAUGCAUUGUCUUAUUUUGUUCUAAUUCAACCAUGAAUUUAAGAAACGAUUUUCACAACAUGAUUGACUUGAUUGACCCUGUUGAUAUGGAAUAUUACUUGCAAAAUUCAUCACCUAGAACUGUACCUAUUUGUAUUGCUGCUGCUGUCUAUAGAAUAUCUGCAGGCAAUUGCAUGCCAAACGCAAACAAUCAAAAGCGAUCUUUUUUAUCUCCCUGGGAAUCAUACCGUAGAAAAAGAGCCGAGGAUACUUCUAGUCUAGAAUCUACUUGUUCAUCACGCUCAGAUUCUCCUGAACCAAAAUCCACCAAAAAAAGAUCCACUCACUUAUUGUUGCGUGAAAUUCAUCGUUUACGUGGUGAAAACACAGCAUUGAAAAACAGUGUUUCUCUUUUAAAAAACGAUUUACGUGAUAUUACCUUGGCUCGUCAAGACACAGACGCUUCUCAUAGACGCUUUUAUGAAGAAUAUUUAGACAAAAAUGCACAACUAGAAAUCGAUGUCAUGGAUCGUGACGAUGAAAUUGCUCGUUUAAAGAAACAAAUUGAACAACUCAAGUCUAGAAAUACCAGUUAUGAUACUGCGUAUGAAAAGAAUGGGUUUGGGUGCUUUGAAUUUGACGAUGAUGAAGGUGAAUUAUCGUGCCAACCUGUGGCUCAUGAAUCGGCUUUGCCUGAAGUAGACAUUAAAAUGGAUGAACUCAAGACAGAAGAUGAACAUAUUGAUGAUUACUUUCAUAAACGAUACUUGGACGAUUCGAAUCCUCAUUAUUUCUCUCAACAAAGUGACGAAGAAGAAGAAGAGGAGGAGGAAGAGGAAGAACCAUUCGAAAAUGUAGCCAGUUCUUAUAUUCAACAAGCUAUGCUGUCUCGAUUAUCCAGUGCUAGAGUUCGAUUAGAAUUUGAUGAUCUGAUCUGUAAAUACGAACCAAGUUCAGAUACAAUUACUACCUGUUUAGCAGAUGCCUUUGUGACUUGGAUGGGGUCUUUGAUUACCAACAACAACAAGACAUCUCAACCCAUGUCCAUUCCCAGAGUAUUUACAAGCAAGAUUCAAGCAGGCAUUGUUGAAUUCUGGGAAUCUAUUCUUCAGUAUUAUACAACAGAUGAUCAAGCCCAAAGACAACUCUUGGACCAUAUUGAACAAUUAUUACAGAUAGUGCCUUUUGGACUAGCGAUUGCUGAUCAUUUUGAUCGACUGGUGUUGAUGCUUUAUAAAUAUCAUGUGAUUGAUGAUGAUGCUUUGAUUUCUUGGUGGCAGGCAUCUUCUUUUGAUCAUCAAAUUUCUCAAAAGAUUCGUAAAGUGACGACUCGAUUUAUUGAAUGGGUUCAAGAUAGUGAAGAAGAAGAGGAAGAAGAGGAAGAGGAAGAGGAAGAGGAAGAGGAAGAGGAAGAGGAAGAAGAAGAAGAAGAGGAUGAUGAUGAGAGUGAUGUCUUUAGUUUCGUUGAAUCCCCCUUACCCGAAGAAGAAGAAGAUUUAAAUAGUUCCAUUGAUGAUUUGUUGAAUACUAAUACACGCAAUUAUUGUGUUUGUCAUGAUACCAACAACAAUUCAUCUGAAUGCACAUGCAGUACAUAUACUCCCCCACAGGUACCUGAAAAGAAGAAAAAAUCUGUUCGUAUCGCCAUGUAAAUAUAUAUACUCUCCUCUUGACAUGUAAUAAAAAAA